AUGCAGAUCACGUGUGCGUCGAUCGGCCUAGAGCCUUUUCUGUGGUCCGCCCUAAAUCCUGCAUCUCUUUUUGACAUGGGGACAUGCGGGAGGAAGAAGCGAGACAGACGCCAUAGGGUUGGUGCCGGCGCGUCUGCUUGCCGCGCAUCGCGAAUCGAUGAGUGCGCGCGCAAACGGGUAGCCACCUCGCCGAUCAGACUCAUUCUGUGCGGAGUACUCGUCCAGAGCGGUCUACCGUGCGCUACCUUCUGGGCGAACCGUCGGCAGUCGUGCCGGCGCCGCCGUCGGCGAUGGACCACGACGAGGACAGGUCCUUGUCCCUGGGGACGGAGGUGUCAGCCUCCGUGCCGCCACCGAGCCCUCUCACGGGAUGCUAUCUGCUCGCUGUGA
This is a messenger RNA of Leptosia nina, 390 nucleotides long. The record is from the annotation of a GenBank genome assembly. Lineage: Eukaryota; Metazoa; Arthropoda; Insecta; Lepidoptera; Pieridae.